This is a messenger RNA of Mya arenaria, 2844 nucleotides long. Its product is annotated as fatty acid synthase-like. The transcript has 16 exons. Lineage: Eukaryota; Metazoa; Mollusca; Bivalvia; Myida; Myidae. Gene Ontology annotation, biological process: fatty acid biosynthetic process. The coding region runs from base 1 to 2844 and encodes 947 amino acids. Gene Ontology annotation, molecular function: fatty acid synthase activity. The record is from RefSeq and is a predicted model, not a curated record.
AUGGACCCACAGCUCAGAAUUCUGCUGGAGGUUGUUAUGGAGGCACUUGUAGAUGCGGGACUGGAUCCAAGCUGCCUUGCGAGGGUGGGUGUGUAUGUGGGGACUGGGGAUUCCCAGGCAUGGGAGGCAUGGAGUUCCGACCCAGACAAGCCGAGGCCAGGGGUGAGGACUGGCUGUGCAAAACACAUGAUGGCCAACACUGUGUCGGAAGUGUUCCACUGGACUGGGCCCAGUCUUACCCUCCAGGGCAGUGAUGCUGCAGGCUGUUUGGCCCUUGAGCAAGCAUAUUCCAGUCUGAGGCAGGGUGAUGUUGAAUGUGCAGUGGUUGCCGGGGCAAGCAUUGCAUUCAAAAUGGCUGCAAACAUGUGGAUGACAGAACAUGGCCUUGGCUCAGACAUGCCGAAGCCUUUUGACAAAUCUGCCUCAGGAUUUAUUGGUGGUGAUGGAGUGGUUGCUAUGGUGUUACAGUGUCAUGAGACGGCCAAGAGGGUUCAUGCCAUCAUUGUAAACACUGAGACACAGGUCUCCAGGCCAGAUGAAACAGGUCUUUGCUACCCAAGCCUCCAGAGCCAGCAGCAGUUUCUUUCUGACUUCUAUGUUUCUCUGGAUGAAGAUGUUCACGAUGAGGUGGAGUAUGUGGAAGCCCAUGGUCUAGGUAUACCUGAUGUGGACAGGGAUGAAGUUGGGGCUCUUGCCAGGGUGCUGUGUCAGGACAGGGUGGGGCAGCUGCAGAUAGGCUCAGUAAAGGCCAGCACAGGCCACACAUUGUCUGUGUCAGUUUUGGUUUCAAUUGCAAAGAUAUUGGUUGCCAUGGGAAGUGGUAUGAUACCAGCAAACACAGAAUUUGCUGAAAACAACCCUAAAAUAUCUCCAUUAAGAGAUGGAAGAGUCAAAAUUGUAAAAGAAAACACAAGAAUGCAUCAUGGGUAUUGUGCAGUAAAUAGCCUUGGUAUGGGUGGCUAUCACAGCCAUACCCUCCUAUUGGCCAAUGAGAAAACCCGCGCACUGCAUUACAUGGCGUCACACUCCGCUCGACUGUGUGUGUAUCAAGGAGUUACAGAAGAGGGCCUGCAUAAGUUGCUUCAGUUCAUGUGCAACCAUUGUGAUGACUUCGAACUGCACAGCCUGUUGAAUGAAACCAGCCAGUUGGAAUUGACCUCGGGACAGAGCGGCCAGUACCCAUACAGGGGAUACUGUGUCCUAAACUCCGGGGCACCUGAGGUACAUGUAAAGUGCUUUUCAGCUCCAUUGCAUCAUCCAUUGUGGCUGGUGUUCUCAGGAGUGGGCAGUAUGUCUCCAGCCCUUGGGCGGUCACUGCUAGGUCUUGAUUUGUUCCACCAGUCAGUCCUAGAAAGUGGGGAGGUCCUUAAACAGUAUGACUUCAACCUGCACUGCCUGCUUACAGAGGGUGGUGACAACGCCUUUGAGGUUAUUCUUAACAGACAAGUUGCUCUUACAGUCAUACAGAUUGGAUUCGUGAGCCUGCUUAGAGAAAUGGAAAUUGUGGUAGAUGGUCUGCUUGGGUUGGGCAGUGGUCAGUUGGCUUGUUGCUACAUGGAUGGCAGUCUGACUGCCCGUGAAGCUAUACUUGCUGCAUACUGGUGGGGUCAUGCAUUGGAAAACUGCAAGAACAAGGAUCUUAAGGCUGCGGCAGAGGCAUUUAGGAGGAAUAUGAAAGGGAUUAUUCAGCCCAAGUCAUUUUCCAAGUGUUGGGUGCAUACAUCACAAUCAAAGGCUGAAAGUUGUACCAUUGACUAUCUUGUGGAGAUCAUGUCUUGUGAAGCAAAAAGGGAACAAGCUAAAGAAGUUCCAAGCCAUGAUGAACACCAGCUAGAAGCCUUUAAACAAGUACCUAGACACGCAAUUGUCAUUGAGGUUGCAACAGGACAAGGGACUUCGAAAAAGAUACAAGAGUUAUUAGACAACCAAGUUACUGCUGUAAGCUUGAUGGAAAAAGGGAGUGAUGAUGAAGUUGAAAAUUUCUUCGAAAGUCUUGGACAGUGCUAUCUGGCUGGCCUGCAGUUUAACCCCCUUGGAAUAUUCCCCCCCAUGGAGUAUCCUGUCUCUCGAGGCGUCCCCUUGCUAUCACCCUUCUUUACCUGGGACCACGCCCAUUCCUGGGACGUGCCACACCAAGAGGACUUUCUUACUGGGGGACACGGACAAUUCAGCCAGACCAGCUUUCAGAUUGCUACAGAUGGCAAAUACAGUCACCUGCUGGAUCAUGUGAUCAGUGGUCGUCCAGUGUUCCCAUUGGCUGGUCACAUUCUGUUGGCAUGGAAGUGUCUAGCCCGUUACCAUGGUGAGCUGUUUGAACAAAUGGCUGUGCAGCUUGAAGGUGUACAAGUCCAUCGCCCAGUUAUCUUGCCUGACAAUGGAGCACUGCUAAGCAUGCAUGUCAGGGUGAUCCCCCUUGUUGGUGAGUUUGAGAUCACAGAAGGCCAGGAGCUGGUGUGUAGUGGGAGAAUCACACGCCUUGGGAAAUCCCUACCUGACACAUGUCUAGAUGCCCCACCCACAUCACCACUGAGGAAGCUGGAGAUACAUUUAACUCAAGAGGAGGUAUACAGGGAGUUAUGUCUGAUGGGUCACAACUACAGUGGAAAGUUUCAGGUGGUCACACAGGCAGACAACAAUGGAGAGAGUGGUCAGGUUACCUGGACUGGUGACUGGUUGACAUUUAUGACUGGAAUGAUACAGCUGAGCCUUCUUGGUGAACCAGUCCAUCGAUCUCCACACAUCACCAGACUUGGUCAGGUUUCCAUCAAUCCAGCUGUACACAGGGAUGGUGUGGAAUCUGGAUUGGCACUAGAGGAUGCAACAGUGUUACCUCAGGAGGAGUAA